AUUCCCUACGAAUACUCUCACUUCGACUUCUGUCAGACGCCGGACACGAGUGACUCUCCGGUCGAGAACUUGGGUCAAGUGGUGUUCGGGGAGCGGAUCCGGUCGUCGCCGUACAACAUCUCCUUCUUGAGACAACAGGAGUGCAAACCGCUGUGCCAUAAGUCAUACGACUUGAGCUCCAAGACGGACGUGGAUCUACUGAACGGACUCAUGAAAGGCAUGCUUAAGAACUAUCAGCACCACUGGAUUGUGGACAAUAUGCCGGUCACGUGGUGUUACCCCGUGGAGGGCGACCAACAGUACUGUUCGGUGGGCUUUCCGGUGGGCUGUUAUGUGGACAGUCAGGGGACGGCCAAAGACGCGUGUGUUAUGAAUGUGUUGUACAACAAAGCGGACACUUUCUACCUCUUCAAUCACGUGGACAUUACCAUCACUUACCACAGCGGGGAGAACGAGGCCUGGGGUGUGGGCUUCGGCGAGAAGGGCGGACGCAUUAUAGCCAUCAAAGUCGUGCCCAGAAGUAUCAAACACACGAAGACACCGUCACUACAGGCCAGCGAUUGUGGCACUAAUUCACCGCCGAUGGAGAUAUCGGGAAAACUGAGCAAAAGCGAUAAAAUCGAUAUCUAUUACUCGUAUUCCGUGUACUUCUCGCGCGACAACACAAUCAAGUGGUCGUCGCGUUGGGACUACAUCUUGGAGUCGAUGCCGCACACGAACAUCCAGUGGUUCUCGAUUCUCAACUCAUUGGUGAUCGUACUGUUCCUCACGGGAAUGGUAGCCAUGAUUUUGUUGCGCACUCUUCACAAAGACAUCGCUCGCUAUAACCAAAUGGACAGCGAAGACGACGCUCAGGAGGAGUUUGGCUGGAAGUUAGUCCACGGAGACGUCUUCAGACCCCCGCACAGGUCAAUGAUGCUGUCGGUGUUCAUCGGCAGCGGAGUGCAGGUGCUGUGCAUGACUGUCAUCACACUGUUCUUCGCGUGUCUGGGAUUCCUAUCGCCUGCCAAUCGCGGGGCACUCAUGACCUGCGCUCUCGUCCUGUUUGUCUGUUUGGGAACUCCUGCCGGAUAUGUGUCGGCGCGGAUCUACAAAGCGUUUGGCGGCUAUAAGUGGAAACUCAAUGUAUUGCUGACCGCACUCUUGUGUCCCGGAGUGGUCUUCUCGCUGUUCUUCGUCAUGAAUCUGCUGUUGUGGGCGAAGGGCAGUUCAGCCGCCAUCCCGUUCACCACUUUCAUCGCAUUGCUGGCCCUCUGGUUCUGUGUAUCACUUCCGCUCACUUUCGUCGGCGCGUACUUCGGCUUCAAGAAGCGAACCAUCGAACAUCCCGUGCGAACCAAUCAGAUCCCGCGCCAAAUCCCCGAGCAGUCGGUCUACACUCAGCCCAUGCCUGGGAUCAUAAUGGGAGGCAUUUUGCCGUUUGGAUGCAUCUUCAUUCAGCUGUUCUUCAUACUGAACAGCAUUUGGUCCAAUCAGAUGUACUAUAUGUUCGGAUUCCUGUUCCUGGUCUUCACCAUUCUGGUGAUCACCUGCAGUGAGACCACUGUUUUGCUCUGUUAUUUCCAUCUAUGCGCUGAGGAUUAUCACUGGUGGUGGCGAUCAUAUCUGACGAGUGGUUUCACAUCAUUCUAUUUAUUCGUGUAUUGCAUUCAUUACUUUAUGACCAAACUGACCAUCACUGGCACCAUAUCGACACUCUUGUACUUUGGAUACACACUAAUAAUGGUAUUCCUCUUCUUUCUACUCACCGGAACCGUUGGCUUCUUCGCCUGCUUCUGGUUCGUCAGAAAGAUCUACAGUGUUGUCAAAGUUGAUUGAAAAGUGAUUAAGUGAUCAAAACCGUGAUUGUUACAGAAGUAUAGCUUAGGUAUAGACACUAUAUUUUUCAUUGAAUCCAUUCAUAUGAUUAUAAGUUUGUUUUAUUUCGCAUUCAAUUUAUGAUUUUUAGUUAAGUUAAGCAAUGCAUCGGUUCUGUAAAAUAAAUCUCAACACAAACGU
Messenger RNA from Oppiella nova, 1998 nucleotides. NCBI's taxonomy places the organism in Eukaryota, Metazoa, Arthropoda, Arachnida, Sarcoptiformes, Oppiidae. The record is from the annotation of a GenBank genome assembly.